This is a messenger RNA of Adelges cooleyi (spruce gall adelgid), 1664 nucleotides long. RefSeq lists its product as uncharacterized. Gene Ontology annotation, biological process: nuclear-transcribed mRNA poly(A) tail shortening. Bases 325 to 1659 code for a protein of 444 amino acids. The transcript has 5 exons. Lineage: Eukaryota; Metazoa; Arthropoda; Insecta; Hemiptera; Adelgidae. Gene Ontology annotation, molecular function: mRNA binding; translation repressor activity. The record is from RefSeq and is a predicted model, not a curated record. Gene Ontology annotation, cellular component: P-body.
AUAUACUCGUUAUUUAUUGCGUCGCCACCCUUUGUUAUGGCCGGCGGCCGGCGUCUCACCGUGCGGCGGCCAUCCCGCGAUCAACCGGUUUGCCGCCGACCAAUCGCAGGGCUCGGUUGGCUGACGCAUCUGCGGAGGGGGAGGGUGUCCGAACGCACCCCGGUCGCCUUUAUUAACCCCGUCCGCACCGCCGGUGGUUACCAUUAGCCGUGUACACCUCGGGAGUACAGCAUCUCUCUGCCGCAGCCGCCGUCUAGGAAGAGGAUACACCAUUCCGCACUGGGUUUUUCCUGUUUGUCUUCAUCUGCGCAUCCGUCUGACCAGAUGUCCGAGAUGUCCGACAUAAAAGACUUUGUCAAAUCGUUGAACGGUUGUAAAUCGUUCAAACAUCGACAACAGUUUUUGAACAGAGUGAUCGAUUACAUGGCUGCCGAGAACGCCGACGCGUUUAUGCAGACCUACCGCGAAUUUAAGAAGAGAGAACUGGAAGCCAACGACCCGAACAAAAUCGCCAAAUGGUUGACCACUUCGAACGUAAAAUCGUCGUCAUCCAAAAUGCACGAGGCGUUGAUGUUGGUGAAGGGCUCCAAUAUCUUGGCUCAAGAACAGUACUUGGACAACUUGAAGCGUAUUUUCUCGCACACGCUGUCUUCCGGCGAAAACGUCCAAGAAUCCGUGAAACUUUGUGCCCUCGUCGAGAAGUUAACAUCGUUGGCCAACAUUCAUCAUCCAUUGAAACACCUCAUUCGAGAAGUCAAGCAAAUGAACGAGCGUCGUCUUUGUACUCAACUGCCGCCUCCGCCGCCGCCAAAUGCUUGGCCGCAGUACGGCCGCAGAGAGGUACGAGAACUCGGCCAAAUGAUCAACGGAUGGACUCCUUUUGGUGAACAUUCGACGCCGACUUGGCCGACCGUGUUGCAGCCGGAGAGUUUGACUUUGCCGUAUCCCGUUUCCGGCAACCCUAGUUUUUUCAGUCUGGACUGUUUGGGCGUCGAUACGUCGAAAAUGGCCGCCAAUCCGGAGCCGCUGUUCAAUCCGAACGGCGGCGCUUUGCCGAACCUGACCAUUGUCGAGCAAGACAUGGACGAGGCCGUCUACAAGUGGCUUCAUUAUUUGAAACUGCACAAGUACCAGUGGUUCUUCAACGGCCUCAGCUACUUAGAAAUCGAAUGCAUCAACGAGGACACGAUCGAAUCGUUCAUCGCCAAAGUCAACGAGAAUUCCAUUACCAAGGGCGCUCAGAAGAAGAUCUGCAUAUCGACCAAGGCGCUCCGCGAUCGUCCCAAGAAGCUCAAAGAUUUGAUUUUGGCUUUUGAUCUGGAAGUCACGUCCACCGAGCUGUGCGAGCAUCUGUCGUACAUGCGGGACAUUUUGCACUAUCCGGUGCCGAACAAAAACUGCGUCGUCGGCGACGAACUGCAGAGGGACAUCGUUCACGUGAUGGAGAAAAUCUUGCAUUUGUUGGUGGUCACGUUGCGUGCGAUGAAAACUCUCAACGGCCACAGUUUGGCAGGAACGUCGAUUAACAAAUACCUGGAAUGCUGCAUGUUGAUCUCCGGCAACUCGACGUUCAUGGCCGACCAGGUCGAAAAGAUAACGGUUUUUUCAAAACUGUUGAAAAAUAAAGUCGUCAAUUCGCGAAGAGAUUUCUACGUUUGAUAAAA